AUGUGUUCUUAAUUUCUGGAGCUGAGUAAAUGGGGAGCUGUUUGUCUACUGGCUAUCAGAGUAGUUGCCAUGGUGGAAGCAAUGGAGAGACAGUUUCUGGGUCCUGCUGUUUGGGAAUUGGAGUUGGUGGUCGGAUAGCAAGAAAGAUAACAUUCUCAGAUCAUAUCUUUUCUCUGCAGCAUUUGAAUUCUAUACCAAAUAGACUUGUGUUUAAUGGAAAGACUCGAAAUUCUUGCAUUUUCACGCAACAGGGUCGCAAGGGUAUAAACCAGGAUGCCAUGGUUGUGUGGGAAGACUUUAUAUCCGAUGGUGCAGUCUUUUGUGGGAUAUUUGAUGGUCACGGUCCUCACGGUCAUGUCGUUGCACGAAAAGUUAGAGACGUUCUACCAAGAAAGCUAGUGUCAUUCUGGCAGUCAUCUCAGUUGAAGCAUAAUGGAUCAGAUAGAAGUUCUUGUUUCGGGUGGGGGCGGGGGAAUUCCGCAGAUGGUGAAGGGUUGGAGACGGCUGGAUCAGAGGAGGAUAAAUCAAGUUCUUUAUGGAGAAGAGCUUUCCUAAAAUCAUAUAAAUCCAUGGAUAAGGAGCUCAAAUCUCAUCCCAAAUUGGACUGUUUCUGUAGUGGUAGUACUGCAGUCACUCUAGUGAAGCAGGGCUCAGAUCUAUUCGUUGGAAGUAUCGGGGAUUCUCGAGCAAUUCUUGGAUCUAAAGACAGUUGUGAUUCCCUUGUAGCUACCCAAUUGACAGUAGAUCUAAAGCCUGAUUUGCCCAGAGAAGCCGAAAGGAUAAAGAAGUGUAAAGGGAGGGUAUUUGCAUUGCAAGAUGAGCCAGAAGUGCCAAGAGUGUGGCUGCCAUUUGACAAUGCGCCAGGAUUAGCCAUGGCUCGAGCAUUUGGCGACUUCUGCUUGAAGGACUAUGGAGUUAUCUCUAUCCCCGAGUUCUCGCAUCGCUUGCUUACGGAUUAUGACCUGUUUAUUGUGCUUGCUUCAGAUGGGGUUUGGGACGUAUUGAGCAAUGAAGAGGUAGUCGAGAUAGUGAAUUCCACCUCGACUCGGUCAUCUGCAGCCCGAAUGGUGGUAGACGCGGCUGCUCGUGAGUGGAAGCUCAAGUACCCAACUUCGAAAAUGGAUGACUGUGCAGUAAUUUGCCUAUUCUUGGAUGGGAAAAUGGAUUCAGAAUCAGAGAAUGAAGAACAAGCUUCUUCUGCUGCUCUUCAAACCAAUCAAAUGGGCAACAACACUGCAGAUUCAGAUGAAGAGCAGAGGUCUGAGCCAAGCUUGCAAAGGAACAACACAGUCCGAUCAUCGGAAGAAAACGACCAAAUUGGAGGACUAUCUUCACAUGGUGAAGAGAAUGGAGAAACAAUGUCUGCUGAAGAUGAGAAUUGGUUGGGAUUGGAGGGUGUAACAAGAGUAAACUCUCUAGUUCAACUCCCUAGAUUUUCUUGAACUCAGACUAACGUUGGUGAAAGUGUUUUAAUGGGGGAUGCAGGAGCCAAUUUCUGCCACCAUUUUGUAUCAUUGCGAUGCAGAAAAACUUGGCUUUCAGCUUCCAUGGAAGAAUUCAAUUAACAAAUUCAACUCCCUAGAAACAGGGAAACAUCCUUUUUGAAUCUAAUCAUUAAAUAUAUGUUUGGUGAUAAA
This is a messenger RNA of Momordica charantia (bitter melon), 1637 nucleotides long. RefSeq names its product putative protein phosphatase 2C 52. Gene Ontology annotation, molecular function: protein serine/threonine phosphatase activity. Lineage: Eukaryota; Viridiplantae; Streptophyta; Magnoliopsida; Cucurbitales; Cucurbitaceae. The record is from RefSeq and is a predicted model, not a curated record. Gene Ontology annotation, biological process: protein dephosphorylation.